GGUAACACACACUUAUAUUAUCAAUAUCAUUAUCAAUGUUCUUUGUGCGAUAGACUACAGGCUCUGUACUAAAGCUGAAGAUCUUUGCCCGAAUCCGACGGGACCCGACGUGUUAUACGACUUACAGUUCUCACGGACACAGACGCGCGAUAUCCUCCAGACAGGACGGGGGUUUUCAAGAUGGCGGAGUGAGUGGCAGCACUUUCUGCAGGCUCCGGCAUGUGAUGAUUUUGACAUUGAGGAAGAAAUGGAAGCGGAGCAACACUCCUCCAAAGAAGGCAAAAUUAACAAGGACCACACGCCAGUUAAACAGCCGAAUCCAAAGAAACCGAAACACCAAAGGGAAAGCGAGGACGCGAACACUGGCGCCGCAAUUCUACAAGCUGUACAAGUUCUGACCAGAAAAAUGGACGAGCAGAUGGAACUUUUGAAGAGUUUUGACAGACGUAUUGAAGCUAACACAACCACAGCAAAAGAAAAACGAGAGGAAAUCUGCGUGCUUAAGGGAAAAAUAGGAGGCCUUCAGAAAGAAAACAGCCUUUUGAAAGAAGCAUGUGCAGAGCAAACCCGGUACAAAAGAAGGUGGAAUCUGAGGAUGAUUGGCCUCACUGAAAAGGAUGGAGAGGACACGAGAGAAGUUGUUAUCGGGAUAUUGACGAAAGUUGUUCCAUUGUCAGUGGAACGGCUGCGUGGCACCGUUGACACCGUUCACCGGCUGGGAAGGAAAGGUGACCCCGCUACCUCACAGAACACACCGAGAGCAAUCAUCAUUCAAUUCGGGAUGAGAAUGGUGCGGGACGAUGUUUGGAAGAAGUCGAAGGAUGCGAGAGUGUGUAAAGACAUGCACAUACGUUUCAAAGAAGACUUCUCCAAAGAAGACCGGGAGGCGCGUGCGAAGCUAUGGCCACUGGUCCAAGAAGCCAGAAAGAAAGGUAAACGGGCAUUUUUGAAAGAAGGAUACGCUCUGAUCGAUAACCGGAGAGUAGACCCGAACUGAAUUGUUAUCAUUUAAAGGGCUGUCAGUGAUUCCGCCUACAAUAACAUUUUUCAGUGAAACGUUAGUCUUUUUGUUUGUUUGACAUAAACGCUCCGAUAUAUAAGUAUAAUGACACUAACCGCACUUUGUUUGCCAAUGCAUCACUGAACUUUUGUGGUUAAAUAACCUGAUGAUAUGAUUGGAGCAUGAUUAAUGUUACGUUAAUGAUUCCCAUUUUGUUUUUUUGCACGCCAGUAGACUAUAUGACAGAUACUGUCUACCCUGUUUACCUAUGUUCAUAUAUGGUACUAAAACUGCUCAACCCUUGCUAUCUCUUGUUAUGCCAAAAUUAAGAAUAUUGUAAUGAAGUAGGCGAAAUUGUUUUUACAUUUAAAUAGGAUUUUGCUACAAUAGCUGUUAAGUUUGUAGGUUUCUCUUUCUGUCUCUAUGGGUUCUAGAGGGCUAGUUACACAAAACAUGUAGAUUCAGGACUU
Messenger RNA from Perca flavescens (yellow perch), 1470 nucleotides. RefSeq lists its product as uncharacterized. The record is from RefSeq and is a predicted model, not a curated record. The coding region runs from base 248 to 997 and encodes 249 amino acids. The transcript is spliced from 2 exons. NCBI's taxonomy places the organism in Eukaryota, Metazoa, Chordata, Actinopteri, Perciformes, Percidae.